Messenger RNA from Phodopus roborovskii (desert hamster), 3987 nucleotides. It is a transcript of the gene Chrdl1, whose product is annotated as chordin like 1. Bases 370 to 1728 code for a protein of 452 amino acids. Gene Ontology annotation, molecular function: protein binding. The transcript is spliced from 12 exons. Lineage: Eukaryota; Metazoa; Chordata; Mammalia; Rodentia; Cricetidae. The record is from RefSeq and is a predicted model, not a curated record.
AGGACUUCCCGCCAGCGCCAGGCUGCUUGGCCAAGUGAGGAGCAGACAAGCGGGCGGGCAGGUGGCCCCGGGCCGCAGUGCCCGCGCCUUGGCUCUGCCCCCUGGAGCCAAGUGAGCCUCUGCUCCCUCGUGGUGCGAGGGCGGUGAUGUUUUUUCCUCCCACCCACUUUUGAGUCCCCCCUCCCCCCUCGCGCGCACUCAAGCUCUCGCCACAACCUGCAAGCCCCAGACCUCGGAGGAGCGCCUCAGGGAACUCAGAGCGUGUGCAAGCGUGGCAGAAGGAGGAGGCCAGUGCCCAGGUUUAGUCCAUCAGUUCUUGGAGUCUCUGAGUUACAUUUUGCAGUAGCUCAAAGAAGAAGAACGUGGAAAAUGGGAGGCGUGAAAUAUAUAGUCUCCUUGGUUUUGUUCUUUAUUUUCCUAGAAGGAAGCAAAACAGAGCAAGUAAAACAUUCAGAGACAUAUUGUGUGUUUCAAGACAAGAAGUAUAGAGUGGGUGAGAAAUGGCAUCCCUACUUGGAACCUUAUGGACUGGUUUACUGUGUAAACUGCAUCUGCACAGAGAAUGGGAAUGUGCUUUGCAGCCGAGUCAGAUGUCCAAGUCUUCAUUGCCUCUCACCCGUGCAUAUUCCUCAUCUGUGUUGCCCUCGUUGCCCAGAUUCCUUACCACCAGUGAACAACAAGGUGACCAGCAAGUCAUGUGAGUACAAUGGAACCACUUAUCAACAUGGAGAACUGUUUAUGGCUGAAGGGCUCUUUCAGAACCGGCAACCCAAUCAGUGCACCCAGUGUAGCUGCUCGGAGGGGAAUGUGUACUGUGGUCUUAAGACUUGCCCUAAAGUGACCUGUGCGUUCCCAGUCUCUGUUCCAGAUUCUUGCUGCCGAGUAUGCAGAGGGGAUGGAGAAUUGUCAUGGGAACAUUCUGAUGGCGAUAUCUUCCGGCAGCCUGCCAACAGAGAAGCAAGACAUUCUUACCUCCGUUCACCCUAUGAUCCUCCACCAAGCAGACAAGCUGGAGGUCCUCCUCGAUUUCCUGGGGGGAGAAGUCACCGGGGAGCUCUUAUGGAUUCCCAGCAAGCAUCAGGAACAAUUGUGCAGAUUGUCAUCAAUAACAAGCACAAACACGGACAAGUGUGUGUUUCCAAUGGAAAGACCUAUUCUCAUGGAGAGUCCUGGCACCCAAAUCUACGGGCAUUUGGCAUUGUGGAAUGUGUGCUAUGCACUUGCAAUGUCACCAAGCAAGAAUGUAAGAAAAUCCACUGCCCCAAUCGAUACCCCUGCAAGUAUCCUCAAAAAAUUGAUGGAAAGUGCUGCAAGGUGUGUCCAGGUAAAAAGGCAAAAGAAGAACCUCCAAGCCAAAACUUUGACAGCAAAGGUUACUUUUGUGGAGAAGAAACCAUGCCUGUUUAUGAGUCCGUGUUCAUGGAGGAUGGAGAGACUACCAGAAAAAUAGCACUGGAGACUGAGAGACCACCUCAAGUAGAGGUUCACGUUUGGACCAUUCGAAAGGGCAUUCUCCAGCACUUCCACAUUGAGAAGAUCUCCAAGAGGAUGUUUGGGGAGCUCCAUCAUUUCAAGCUGGUGACUCGGACCACCUUGAACCAGUGGAAGAUCUUUACUGAAGGAGAAGCUCGGCUCAGCCAGAUGUGUUCAAGUCGGGUGUGCAGAACAGAACUGGAAGAUUUGGUCCAGGUUUUGUACCUGGAGAGACCUGAAAAGGGCCACUGUUGAACAAAACAGCCAGGACUGCAGUGUCAAUCAAGGAAACCCAAGCUGCAGCUGGACUGCCGGCUUACUUUGCUUAAGUCAACAUUGCUCUAAAACCCCAAAGUCAGACACAGUCAAGUUAUCCAUGCCAGCCACAGCAUACCUUGUUCCUCUAUGUGCAGUGGUGUGCCAGCCCUCAAACUUCUCCUCUAAAGAGAAUCGAGGUGUCUGUAAAUGGUUUUCUGAUGGAAAAGAGAUAGAACAUCCUGGUGCAGCUUUAGUUUCUCUGAAAAUCACUAAAGUUACAAGAAAGAUAGAGAAGGAAAUUGAUUCUUUUAAGUUGGGUCACAUAAAGCAAUCAUUUGUUUGAAAUGCUUUUUGAAUGCUCAAGUGUCUUCCAUUCUCUAUAAAAAAAAAACAAAAUAAAAAUAACAACAACAAAAAUCCCUUAUUCGGUGGGUGGAGAUACAGAUCAGUCAGUUGCAGAGCACAUGCUUAGAGAAUAUGCAGCCUUGGGUUCUACUCUUAUUACUGAAAAGAAAUUUCUACCCUCAUAUUUCAUAUACACAUGUCCAAACAGACACACAUACUGCACAUGAAACUGCCCCUGUUUCUGACUCCUCAAUACUGAUGGGGUUGUUGUAUGCAGAAGACUCUGCCUUGAAGCCUGUAAAGCAGUUUUGAAAGUCAUCAACCAUGGUGGUAGGGUGAAGAACGCCAAGAACUCCAGUUAAGGGUCUUCCUCACUGUGAAGUGCUCAAUUCAUUUUGGCUACUACUACCACUUCUCUUUCUUUGCCUGAACCUAUGGAGCCUCCAUUAGAAAGGUAGAAUUUGGUGAAAUGUCAGAAACUCAAUUCAUACCAACCUACUCAUAACUGUAGAAGAACACACCUGAUAAAAAUAAAAUAGCCCAUCUUUUUUGUUGUUGUUUUUACAGCUAUAAAACUCUCUACUAUAUAAGCUGAUGCUCACUAAUUUUCUUGAGGCACUAGUCACCUAGACAGAUGCUUUGGUUUGAAUUAUUUUAAAAGCCUGUUUAAGGGCAAUCUUACUUCUCUGAUUACAGGAGUGUAAAUUUGACUUUCUAAAGAGACCCAGUCCUUUCAAGCUUCUGAACAUUGGUUCUUCUGUCAAGACGGGGUUACUGUUCAUUCAGGGGGCUGAGAAUCCUGCCACAGUUCUUCCUCCUAAACCUUCCUUCUAGCUUUGCCUUUAUCUAUGAGCAUAGGCUGCAUCUGGGGUUUUGAACAAGGCUGCUCCUGAGAUGUUUAUUUGCAGCCCAAUGCCACAGCAUAAAUUAUCCUUUCUGAGGCUUGGCUUUAGAAACCAUCCUUGUGGAAAGACUAUAAAUACUUCCUAGCAAGGAGCAUAGGCCUGCUUUCUGGAUAUGAGGAGCAUGCUCUGAGGAGCAUGAAUGAGCUCAAAUGAGUACUAAGAAAUAUGAGGAUCUAGAAACCCCAUAGUUCCCACACUAGGCAAGAGAACAGGACAGAAAAAAAAAAUGGGUAAAAGGUCUUGUCUUUUGGGGAACCUGGAAGAUAAGAAGUCUCCACAAAAAAGACACCAAACUUUGGGGCAGGGCUUCAUGAAAAGAAUUUCUUGCCAUCCAGUCACACACAUUCUCCUCAGAAGAGGGACACAUGACAUUCUGGUCUGCAAAACCACAGAACACUAUUGACCAUAUGAUAGGGGCAGUGUCAAUCCACUGCUGCCUCCCUCUAGGGGAAACAGUAUUUCCAGAAUGUGGAGAUCAGUAACCAGAUCCUGAAGGAAAGUGGGGAUUCCCCCACUGGAUGAUUCACCUGAAAGCCUUCCCACCCAGGUGUUCUCUGAAAGCUUAGCCUCAAGGGAACACCUCAAGAGCUCCCCUAGAUAGACUCCUGCCUCCAGGUGCACUGACACACCUUUGUAAUGUGCUGUGGGAAGCAGGAACUGGGGAGCUGUGCUGAGUCAAUGUAGAAAUCCUCCAGCAUUUUGGAAUUGGGUAGAAUGUAGGGUAUAGGGAAAAGAGGUCAAACUGCCUGUAGCUAGUAGAGAAGAGUGGAUAUGGUUCUUUUUGUGUAUUUAUUUGUUUCAUAAACACUUGGGACAGCAAAGGCUAUAAGCACCACGUUGCAGUUUUAUCCAUUUUCUAGUUAGCUCAUGUAAACAAGUAUGAGUAACAUAACAGUAUUACCCUUUCACUUUUCUCACAGGACAUGUACCCAAAUAUGGUACUUGUUUAUGUAGUCACUGUGUUUCUGGAUUUUUAAAUUAAUAAAAUUUUAAUUUAAAAAGGUUA